Messenger RNA from Equus caballus (horse), 607 nucleotides. RefSeq names its product keratin-associated protein 19-3-like. Lineage: Eukaryota; Metazoa; Chordata; Mammalia; Perissodactyla; Equidae. The record is from RefSeq and is a predicted model, not a curated record.
CAUUGAACAGCAAACAACUCACCACUCCUGACACCAUGAGCCACUACAGCGACUACUACAGAGGCCUGGGCUAUGGCUUUGGAGGCUCCAGUGAGCUGGGCCAUGGCUAUGGCUGUGGAUGUGGCAGCUUCCACAGACUGGGCUCUAGCUUUGGUUCUGGGUGUGGCAGCUUCCACAGACUGGGCUCUGGAGGCUUCGGUUACAGAUGCCACCGCCCAUCCUUCUAUGGAGGAUAUGGAUUCUCUAGCUUCUACUGAAAAAUUGCUGAAGUUGGAUGCAGAGAGAAAAACCUUCUGACUUCUUUUGUCCUAUCUUGUGCUUUAAUCCCCAAUCAUCCAUCUUAUUUUCUCUGCGAUCAAUUGAUUGAUGACUAUUAUGGUUAAACUGCUUCUAUGAAUAUUUGGUGACUUUUUACCUCCAGAACCUACCAUCUAAAUGCAGAUUCAAUGUGUAAAACCAUUCUAGUCUGAUAUCCUCUUUUUGGUUUAGUUUUUUUUGCCACCAUUACUAUGAUGUCGUCUUCCUAGCAAGAUCCUAGAGAAAACUUGUAUUUACUUCUGUCUAGUAAAUUGGUUACUCAUGAUAUAAAUACUUUGGUUCUUUUUGA